UAGAACGAGCGGAGCCGCUUACUGCGCAUGUCCGCUGUCAGUGCGGCUUAUGGGACAAACAUGGCGGCGUGCAGGAGGUCAGUGCUGCUGGCUCGGUACCGGACAGGAUUCCUGAUGCCGGCCCGGUUGCUUUCUGAUGGUGAGCCUACCAAGUUCCAGCCACCCAGCAAGCCAUUGUUUAUAGAUAAGUUAGCGCUGCAGGAAUCUCAGAGGAGGUUCCUGAGCCCAGAAUUUAUACCUCCUCGACGCAGGAAAGAUCCACUUUGUUUUCAGAUCGAAAGGGAUGAAAUGAUUAAAAGACGCGGAACCUUCAACAUUCCAGAAUUCUACGUAGGGAGCAUUCUUGCUGUGACCAUGUCAGAUCCCCAUGCCAGCGGAAAACUUCACAGAUUCGUGGGGAUUUGUAUCCAGAGAUCUGGACAUGGACUCGGUGCCACUUUUGUUCUCCGAAAUGUUAUUGAGGGACAAGGUGUUGAGAUCAGAUAUGACAUGUACAGUCCUCAGGUGCAUGAAAUCCAAGUACUGAAGUUGGAGAAGAGACUGGACAACAAACUGAUGUAUCUGCGCGACGCCCUUCCUGAAUACAGCACAUUUGAUGUCAACAUGAAGCCAGUCCCAUUCCUGCACUCUGAAGUUCCUGUCAACACGAUGCAAGUUCAGAUGAAGCCCCGACCAUGGUCUAGACGCUGGGAGCAGCACAGGUUCAACAUCAAAGGCAUUCAGUUUGAACAAUACCUGCUAGAGAAACACAAACAGAAAGCCAAGAAGUCAGCUAAACCAUGGGAAGAGUUUGACAUGCUGAAGGAAUACGACACAACCAAGAUCGAGCAAGAAAUAUUUGAAGAGUUGGAACAAAAACUGGCAAAGUUUAAAGCCAAAUAA
Messenger RNA from Nanorana parkeri, 882 nucleotides. It is a transcript of the gene MRPL19, whose product is annotated as mitochondrial ribosomal protein L19. The transcript has 6 exons. The record is from RefSeq and is a predicted model, not a curated record. Bases 28 to 882 code for a protein of 284 amino acids. Gene Ontology annotation, cellular component: mitochondrial large ribosomal subunit; ribosome. Gene Ontology annotation, biological process: translation. Gene Ontology annotation, molecular function: structural constituent of ribosome. NCBI's taxonomy places the organism in Eukaryota, Metazoa, Chordata, Amphibia, Anura, Dicroglossidae.